This is a messenger RNA of Pipra filicauda (Wire-tailed manakin), 8188 nucleotides long. It is a transcript of the gene NHSL2, whose product is annotated as NHS like 2. Gene Ontology annotation, biological process: cell differentiation. The record is from RefSeq and is a predicted model, not a curated record. The coding region runs from base 2537 to 5848 and encodes 1103 amino acids. NCBI's taxonomy places the organism in Eukaryota, Metazoa, Chordata, Aves, Passeriformes, Pipridae. The transcript has 8 exons.
AGCCCCAGGGUCAGUGCUGCCCAGCAGUAUCAGUCUUGUCCCGCCUUCCCCAGCCUGACCUGGAGUAUGUCCCUGUCCCUUUUAAAUCCUUCUGCCGUUCCCCACCCAGCCUGGUGGGGUGUCUUUGCUCUGACAAAGCAAGAGAAAGAUGGAGACUCUUAGCCCGCAUGUCCCACUGAGCACUCCUCAGUCCUGUGGGGAUAGAUCCUGCCUGUCUCUGUGGCACUGUGCCCUCCUGGCAGCUCCCACAUGCUGGUGGUAGCAGGACUGAGGACUGUGGGUCAACACAAACAUCACAGCCACUCAGGACCCUCAAUUCUGUGACUGCUAUCUCUUGUGCUGUGGCUGAUUUCAGGUCUCAGGCCCCUUUGUCCCGGGGCCUCUGGCCACAUUCCCCUCUCAGGCGACUUCCUCGCAUUGUCCCAGUCCCGCAGAGUGUAAAACCAGCCAGGCACAGGGGAAGCAGCGCUUUCCUGGAAGCACCCCUCUGGAAGCAGCCUCUCUGGCACAGGCAGCCUGCCCGCCGGGCAGAGUGGUGAGCACUGCCUGGGCAUCCAUGUGCCACCAAAUAGUCCUGGCCAGGCUGGAGACAUCACUGUAGGAAGGCUGGCAGGCAGCUGGCCAUGGCCACCCUGUGCCUGGCAGUGCCCUUGGCUGUGAUGCAGUGAUGCCAGGGUGACAGGACUGGCUGGGGCUGACAGGUUGUCUUGUCAGGUUUCCUGAGGCUCUCAGGAAAGAUUUGUGUCUGGAUUUUUGCUGGGAAGCAUGAGAGAGUGAGGGUCACAGUAUGAGGAGGAUGCCAGGCUGCCAGGGAGGUGUGGCGGGACUGGAAGAGGGCUCCAAGGGCUGGUCUUGCUGCCCAUGGUGGAGGGCUUGGUGCAGGGAUCUGGGUCCAGCCAGGCUCUGGAGCUCCAGCCCCCACCCCAGUGCUGCUGCUCCACCCUCGGGAGCAGUGGAUCUCGGCGCCUUGGCAGGGAGCAGCCUGAGUCCACCUUGGCCAGUCACGGUCCCAGGCCAAGCCCUGCUGCCAGCGCGGCUGCAGGCAGUUCCCAUCCCCACGGCACAGGUGGAUGGCACACCAAGCUCCUCCUGGACAAGCCUCAUCAGCCAAAUCUUCCUGCAGCACAUGCACCUCCCCUCCCGCCAAAACUCCCUGACCGGGGCCCAUCUUGUGCUGCUGGGACCAAAUGUACCCAGGGCAGAGUGUCCUAGCACACUGUUAACUCCGAGCCCUACUGAUGCACAGUGAUGUUAUUGACUGUUUUGCUGCUAUUGGUUUUCAUAGAAACCUCUCACAUAAUCCAACAUUCUCCCCAUGAGCUGAGGGACCCCCACAGCUGCCAAACCCACCCCUCUGCUGCCAGCAACUUCUGCAGCACCCUUAUCUCCCAUCAGUACAAAAAUCAGCUGAUUUCAUGUUAAACAGGGAGCAUGGAAGAGCCAAAAGCCUCCAGCAGAUCUGGUGUGUCAAGACAGUGUCAUUCCUCAGUGCCUGCAGUCCUGCUGGGCACCUCUGCAGGAGCACAUGGAUGUGCUGAGCAGAGCAACACCAGGGUCCCAGUAUGGCCACACUGGAGGGUUGGGCAUGGGCACCCCAGAAAGGCUUCUAGUUCUUCUGGGCUCAACCACCAGUGGGUCAGACAUCUGUGCAGGUGGCUCUGCCUCACCAGGGGCUCGGAGCUGUGCCACCAGAGAUGUGAUGGAGGGACAGUGUCCUGGGGAGGGUUGGAUUUGGACAGGGCACAGUCUGUUGGCUGUCCCAACAAGGGCUCGUCCUGAGCACGGUGUGUGUGAGCACUUGCCUGGUGAGCACUACUGCCUUGUCACACCAAGCCUGGGGGUGUCAGUGGGGUGUUACUUUGGGACAUCGUUCAGACCUGGGUGGGCAUCCGGCCCCGGAGCUACCGUGCACACGGAUGCCGCUCCACAUCCCGCAGGGAGCUGGCCCGGCGGGUCCGGUUCGGUGGGGGGUGAGCUUGGGACAGGAGGCGUUUCUGCGUCCGCUGCCAGCUCCCACUGUUUGCUCUUUUCCCUUCCUCUCCGCUUGCCGUGGAGCAGCAUGAGUUUGGCUGCAUACCACGGGAAUGUCACCAAGCCGCACGCGUUGGCAGUGAGCAGUCUGGUGCUGGCGGCGGGUCGCGGCGCUUGCUUGUAGCCAGCGGUACAAGGUACCGGCACUGUGGCACAGCGGCUCCGGACGGUGGGUUGAGGAGCUGUCAGGAUCAGUCUCGGCCCCCAGGUUCACCACCCUCGCCCUCUGGCGUGCUCGGUGCUCCGGACCGGCGGCGCUUGCCGCUGUGCCCGUAUCCGUUGCCAUGGCUGCUCUGCUGAUGGCGCAUCGCCCGCUGCUGCCAUUACAUCAUUCCUGCCAUAGCUCCGCGCUGGCAGAGAGGGUCCGAGCAGCUCCAGCCGCUCCAGCCGCGUCCCCAGACUCUCCUGUGCGUGGGGAGCGAGCCUGAGAGGGAAAAGUUUGGUGGUGAAUUUGAGCGAGAGGCGCCGUCUCACGGGAGCUUCAGCCUGGAUUGAAACAGCUCCGAUGGCACUGUCAAAUAUCUCCCUGUGGAUUCGGGAUGCCUGGGCUGUGGCCACUUCUAACCUGGACCUUGAGAGCAAGAAAGCCGCCCCUGGCAAGCUGCCAUGGCAGCAGCCUGUGAACGUCUUCCUGGCGGCCGGGCGCCCACCGGGCAUGGAGCAGCUGCACCAGGAGGCCCAGCUCAACCUCCAGAGCUUGCUGCAAGAGGAGUAUGAGGAGCAGUACACCGAGAGCAGAGUCACUGGGCAGACCUUCCGCACCGCUGGUCACCCCGACACCCCCCCUGAACCGUCACCCCGACCCCCACCUGCCAAGCGUCUUGAGUUCGUGCUUAUGCCCCCGAGCCGGCGAACUGCUGAAGAGGAGAGCACCAGUAGCACCCCCCUCAGCGCUCGCCCCCCUGAUGCCUCCCUGAGCCUCCCCACCAGCCCGGACAAGCAGCCCCCCUGGCCCAGGGCCUUCCCCCUGCCCCCCGUGGAGGAGAAGCAGUGGCACCAGCCUGGCUCCAUCCAGACCAACAUUGUCCCCAUUAAUGUCUCGGGGCAGCACUUUGCUAGGCUCGCGAGUGCUCGUCACUCCCUGUUUAACACAGAGACCGCGAUGAACCCAAAGUCCACCCUGCGGCGUAGACGGACCAUUAUUGGAUUCCCUAACCUGUCCCUGCGAGACCAAGGCAGUGCCAACGGCCCCACAUCCAGCAAACACGCGCCCAUCGCCGAGUCCCUCUCCUGCAGCUUUGUGCCUGAAGCCACAAGUGGGGGGACGGCACCCCAGGAGAUCGGCUCCCGCCAGCCCCUCUCGGCCCCGCUGAGGAAGACCUUCAGUGACCUCGGGGCCCGCUGCUGCCAGCCACCUGCUGCCAUGGAUGGGGCAGCCACCCCCUGUGCCAGCACCUGCAACGGGAUGCAGGGCACCCCUUUCUCCCCACCCUGGAGCGCCCUGGGCUACGGGAGCCCCCCCAGCCCCACCACCGGCCUGGGAAAGGGGCCCACCUGCACCUCACCAGGUGGCUCCAUCCCAUCGCCCGGCCCAGGCUCACCCGCUGCUGCCACCCCCUCCUUCUUCAUCGCCACGGAAGAACGCAUGGGCAGCAACGGGCCCAGCUUCUUCUCCGGCCCAGUGCCUGCUUCCCCCCUCACCUCUGGGUGCAUCCAAGAAGCCAAGGGGAACUUCUUGCCGGGAAGCCGAGAGGAGCUGGCGCCGGCGGCAGGGCCGAUGCGGCUGGAGGUGGAGCGGGCAGGGUGCCGGUUCCGUGAGCGGUCACUGUCGGUGCCCACGGACUCGGGGUCCCUCUGCUCCAUGGACAUUGCGUACGCUGAGACCCGGCGGGGCAGCGCCAACUACGCCCUGGGCUACCCCAGCGCCAGCUCCGAGGGCAGCACCAGCACUGACAACAUCUCACUGGGGCUGGAGCCCGAGGGCCAGCGGCGGCGGCGCUCCAAGAGCAUCUCCCUGAAGAAGGCCAAGAAGAAGCCCUCGCCGCCCACGCGCAGCGUCUCCCUGAUCAAAGAGGGGCAGGACGAUGACACGGGGCUCGCUGCAGCGCUGCCCAAGGAUCAGCGGCCCAAGAGCCUAUGCAUCCCACCAGAGCUCCAGGGCCACCGUUUGGUGCAUGCUGACCCUCAGGGGAGUGCAGGGAGGGAGCCUGACAGCACAGCUGCCCCCCACCAGUGGCAUCUCGCAGACUGGAAGGGUGGCAGUGAUCCCUACCGAUCCCUCUCCAGCUCAAGCACAACCACGGGGACCACAGCCAUCGAGUGCGCCAAGACACGGGGCAGCUCCGAGUCCCUUGUGUCCCCUUCCGUCUCCAGGGCCACAACACCCUCCCAGCUCUCUGCUGAGGCAGACCUGAAGACCUCCUCUCCAGGCAGGCCCACGGGACUGAUGUCCCCAUCCAGCGGGUACUCCAGUCAGUCAGAGACCCCAACCCCAACCGUCCCCACCUCUGCCAUACUCGGACACUCCCCGCACCAGGUGCGGGUGAGGCCACUGGUCCCUGAAAGGAAGUCCUCACUGCCCCCCAUAUCCCCCAUGGAGAGGAGCCCCAAGGGCAGGCUGUCCUUUGACCUCCCCAUGACUCCACCUGCCCACCUCGACCUCUCAGGGCUGAAGAUCUCCCUAAAGGGGAAGACGAAGGUCAGCAGGCACCACUCCGACUCCACCUUUGGCACCAAGCUGGCCCAGAAGACCAGUCCCAUCAUGCCCAUCAUGCCAGUGGUGACACAAUCUGACCUCCAGUCUGUCCGCCUCCGCUCCAUCAGCCGCUCAGAGCCAGAGGACAAUGCCGACGGCUCGGAGCAUGUGGAGGAGCCAGCGCGUGGCCCCUGCCCGGGGCCAGAGAGGAAGGUGAAGCCGCCUGUGGCAGAGAAGCCACCUCUGGCCAAGCGCCCUCCAUGCAUCCUGCCCAAACCCCCAGCUCUGCGGGAGGAGGGUCCCCUGUCCUCCAUGUCCCCACCAGGCACUGCUGCAAAGGAGAAAGUGCUGCCACAGGACGGCUUCGUGGUGCUGCGGAGAGGGGAGCUGAGGAGGGGUCUGGGGGAGCCCCCCUUGUCCCUGACCCCGGCAGGACCCCGGCGGCUCUCACAGGGCAGCCUGGAGGAGCUGCAGCCAGAGCGGAGCAGUGCCGCCAACAGGGAGAGGAGGAAGGCCAAGGUGCCACCACCGGUGCCCAAAAAGCCCAGCGUGCUGUACCUGCCGCUCAUGCCAGCCCCAGCACAGCUGGGAGCCAGCAUGGGGGACCCACCACCCACCCCCAGCCCCAUCAUCACCCUGGACGCUGACCCCACCUGCUGCGACCCCGACGCUGAGGAUCCGCCAUCCCCCAAGGCUGUGGGCACCGUGCAAGCCAGCGACCCUGCCUCGGAGCAAGGCAGCUCAGCAGAGGCCAGCACAGAGGAGAAGAGCUUUGCCAGCGACAAGACAGCCGAGUCCAUUGUGGAGGAGGAUGAUGAGGUGUUCACGACAUCCCGCACCACAGAGGAUCUCUUCACAGUGAUCCACAGGUCGAAGAGGAAGGUCUUGGGCAGGAAAGAACCUGGUGAUACCUUCAGCAGCCGACCCACCUCCCACUCACCUGUAAAGACUUCAGGCUCCCCGACCAGUGAGUCCCCAGCAGCAGUGGGCAGCAGCGGGAAGUCUUCCAGCAGGAACGAGGAUUUUAAAGCCCUGCUUCAAAAGAAGAGCAGCAAAACCAGCCCCGGUACCCGGCCAUCUGCCGCUGAACUGCUCAAGACCACAAACCCACUGGCCCGGAGGGUCAUCACAGAGUUCGCCCCCGAGCUGGACAGUGCAAACAGCCCCAGAAGCCAGCCCUGACCACGCAGGGGCCCCUCCAGCCGGAGGGGUGGUGAUGGCUGUGGAGGGAGUGCUGUGAGGGGCUGUUCUGGCUGCCAGGGGCCCCUGUGUCCUGCCAGGGGUUCUGCUUCUGUUUCUUACUUGGAGAGCUGCUGGCAGAGAGGCAGCAGCUAGAGCCCAAGCCCCCAUGUCUCUGGGCCCUUCCCACAAGGGAAGAGGCAUCACGGUGGCUGGGACUGGCCCCGGUUGAGCCAGCUCCUGGGAUUGAAGAUGCCCACCCAGGAAGCAGAGUGGGACCACAGCCCCUGGCGUCACCCCGUGCCUGCAGCAAAGCAGCUUGAGACUUUGGUCCCUUCGGCAUGUGGUACUUUAAACAGCUUUUCUAAUGCACAGUGGUGGUGAUGUUUGAUUCUCUUCCCUUUGACAUUGUACCUUGAGUUUCCCAUGCAGAGAUCCGCUGGUUGAGUUCGGCUGGACACACAGAUGCACUUUGGAAAGACGCCAGGGGUUCAGCUGGAUCUGUGGUUGCUUUUGAAGAGUCACAGGAGGUUCACCCUCAUCUUCCCAAGCACCCUCCCUGCCACACGGGGAACUGGCACCCGGCGUCUGCGGCCAGCGCCACCACCUCAAGCCAAAACCCCACCCCUCGAAAGCCCCCAAAAUGCUGCAUUUUGGAGCUCCUCAGCUCUCAGUCCAAAAGCAAACCCCGGGGUCACCCCCACUGCCAGCCCCACCAGCUGCACCAUACAGAGGUUCCAGCAGUUGCCCCACUCCCCACCAGCUCCCUGCACCAGGGGCCCUGCACCUGGCUGCUGACUGCAGGUGACAGGAAUGCGGGGGGCCUUGCACCACAGGAAGGAAAUGGGAAGGAAGUUCAUCCCCAGCUCUGCCACCCUAAACCUAAUGGACCCUGCAACAGCUUCUCCUGCUGCCCCAGCUACCGGAGAUCCUGGGAUGCUACUGAGGUGGUGGCUUGAAUCCAGGCGGUUGUCACCUGAGCCACCUCCCCAGUGACUCCCGGGGUUCCUUUCAGGGUUGCCCACUGCUCACCACCUGCCCAGUGAUCCCUGGGUUCCCCCAGGAUUGCUCACCGCUCACCUUGCCCGCCAGCUGCUGGGGAGCUAAGCAAGGCCAAGCAGGACACACAGCACCAGGGCACGUGCACAGGAGGGUUUGCACGUCCCUGGAUGGGAUUUCUCCCACUCACCACCAGCUGCUUCUUCUUGGCCUGGCUCCAGCAUGGGAGCUUCAGCUGCCAGUGACAGAGGCCGUGGUGAGGGGCAGCAGGGCAGGGACAGCCACUGGGACCAGGGCAGGGUGGGGAGGAAAAGCCAGCUCCAAACAUGAGCACGGCCACGCACCCGGAGCAACAGGAAGGGCCAGGCUGCGGCUGACAAGGAAACGGGGUGUUUAGGGAAAUUUCCGCUUUAUUUCUGCACACUCCAGCCCUUCUGUGCCGGGGGAGCAGUGGUGUAGGUCUGGGUGGCAGUGAGGCACCAAGGCAGCCCUUCAGCUGCUGCUCCGAGGGGCCAGGCUCUGGACCCCGGGGAGCACAGCCUGGGCAAACACCUCCCUGUGCUCACCCUCACACUGGAUCUGACCACACAAGGGCUCCAGUUGGUUCCCCUCCCCUCCCUCCCAGUACUUGCCCAUUACUUCCUUCCCUCUCCCAUGGCUGCAGAUUUAAGCCUGUAAUUAAGAUCCAGGCUGAGAAACUCAGGAAAAAAAAAAAGAAAAAGCCCACAAAAAAAAGCUCUAAUGAAUGUCCACACUUUGCCCCCAUCCUGUGGCCCCGCCCGGUGGCACAGCUCUGACACGGGAUGGGGCCGGAGCAGGGAUUGGGAAGCUCUGGGGACGGGUACAUUUUGCACAUGACUGCUCAGGAAACCAGAGAUGGAGCCGGCAAAGGGGGCUGGGGGCAAGCAUGGGGCAGGGACCCCCUUGCAAUACCCCCAGCAUUGCUGGUAGCCGGAGUGGCUGAUGCUGCUGCGGAGAAAUGUCUGGAUGGGCCAGGGUGGAUCUUGGCUGCUGGGCCAGGGGUCGACUGUGGAACAGAGACUGGCCAUGGAAUGGAGACAGGCUGUUGGAUGGAGAUCAGCCGUGGGAUGGAAAAUGGCCAUGGGAUGGAGAUCCUCAUUUUCGUGGCCAGAGGAAUGGGCUGUUCCUGGCUGAGUGCUCGUCCCUGGCCACUCGCUCCCUGCUCCCUCUGGCUGCGGCUGUCCCACUGGGAAGGCAGUGGGGUCCCGGGAAGAGCCCGGCCGACGGGACAGCCCUGCCCCGGGGCAGGGGCCGCCAAGGUGCCAACUAUGGAAUGUUGUACUUUUUAUCUCGCCAGCUUGGUAAAGUGCUCCCUGCUGCCUG